CACGAGCGUUUCGUACCCAUCGGUGCUGGAUACGGUGGAUACGAGAAGAAGGGCUACACGUGGAAGGAGAUCGAGACGGCGUUUAGGAACCGUGUGCUGACCGGUGCGAUUAUCAAUCAAAACUACAUCGAUCCUCGUGAAUUUUUGAAAAACGUGAGAAAUACGGUUAUCGAGCGGAUCCAGGGCGUCAUGGUGGAACACAACAGCGUCAAGAUUAACACCGCGUUCAACGGGGAAUUCGUCGCGGGCGACAAGACUGCCGUGAAGACCAUCGCCACGAAGAACUGCGAGCUCUUUCCAACAUCUGAUCUACAAGAAUGGUACACGCGGCACGUGGAGGAUGAUAUUCUGGCGGCUUUGGAGGAGUUUCAGGAACGCGAUAGCGGAUGGGCGUUGUCGCGUAUCCUGAAUCUCACCGUCAAUGUGAACAAGUUCAAUCCUCUGCGCGCGGGAUGCAACAUCGAGUUACCGCGGAAAAUUAUGCUGAAAAGGGCGGUAGUCAAUGUUAAAUCAAACGAUAAUGCAUGCUUUGCGUGGGCAGUCGUAGCCGCUUUAUAUCCAGCGAAAAAACAUCCGGAAAGAACGAUAGAAUACCCACAUUACUCAACGGUGCUCAACCUGUGCGGCAUCGAGUUCCCCGUGACGCUGUCACAAAUAUCAAAGUUCGAGAAACUAAACGCCAUCUCCGUCAACGUCUUCACCACCGAAGACUCAAAAAUCGUCCCUCUGCGGCUCGCCGACGACAAAAAGGAGAAGCACGUCAACCUGCUAUACGUGCGUAAAAACAACGAUGCACACUUUGCGUGCAUAAAGAACCUGCCGCGGUUGGUGAGCUCACAACUGAGCAUGCACAAAUGUAAAAAGUACAUUUGCGAUCGGUGUCUACACUACUUUUAUACACGGGAGAAGUUGUCAGUCCACAGCGUCGACUGCGGGAAAAUGAACGACUGCGCCGUCGUUCUCCCCAGCGAGGACGACGAGUGGCUGACGUUCCGGAAUUACAAUCGGAAGGAGCGGGUUCCGUUCGUAGUGUACGCCGAUCUCGAAUGUACGCUCGAGAAAAAGGUGGAUCAGGACGGUACCACUUACGCCUACCAACAUCACAGAGCCUUUAGCGUAGGAUAUUAUGUAAGUUGCACGUACGAUAAUUCUUUAUCUAGUUUUAAGUCGUAUCGCGGUGAGGAUUGCGUGGCGUGGUUCGUCAACGAACUUCACGAUUUGACGCACCGUGUGAAAGCGAUCCUCACCACCGUCGUCCCCAUGGCGGAUCUUACGCGGGAGGAAUCGGAAAAAUUCCGUAGCACCGCGACGUGCCACGUGUGCGAGAAACCGUUUACACCGGACGAUACGCGGGUGCGCGAUCAUUGUCAUCUGACCGGGCGUUACCGCGGUGCCGCGCACUCGUCGUGCAAUCUAAAUUACAUAGACUCCGACGUUAUCCCGGUGAUAUUUCACAAUUUAUCCGGUUACGACGCGCAUUUCAUUAUUAAAGACGUUGCCAAUGCUUUCGAAGGCAACGUCGAAUUGUUACCGCUGACGAAAGAACGUUACAUUUCAUUUACAAAAAAUGUUAAAGAUACCGAAGAUCAAAAUUCCAAAAUUUGCAUCAAAUUACGGUUUAUUGAUUCGUUUAAAUUUCUCAGUACGAGUCUCGACAAAUUGGCAUCUUAUUUAACUAUAGAUGAAUUAAAAAUUUCACGAUCGGAAUUCAAACAUUUAUCCGCGGAAAAUUUCAAUCUGCUUACUCGGAAAGGCGUGUUUCCCUACGAGUACGUCGACAGCGUCGACAAGCUCCGGGACACAAGCCUGCCAUCGCGCGAAUCGUUUUACAGCUCGCUCACCGGAGAAACGGUAUCCGAGAGCGAUUACGCGCACGCGACAAACGUCUGGCAAACUUUUUCGAUUGAAGAUCUAGGUCAAUACAGCGAUUUGUAUUUGAAAACAGACGUUCUUUU
Molecule: messenger RNA, 1955 nt
Organism: Linepithema humile (Argentine ant)
Lineage: Eukaryota; Metazoa; Arthropoda; Insecta; Hymenoptera; Formicidae
Source: RefSeq, a predicted model, not a curated record